Penicillium verhagenii is the source of this 1884-nucleotide messenger RNA. Its product is annotated as putative proline--tRNA ligase AIM10. Gene Ontology annotation, molecular function: ATP binding; proline-tRNA ligase activity. The coding region runs from base 1 to 1884 and encodes 627 amino acids. NCBI's taxonomy places the organism in Eukaryota, Fungi, Ascomycota, Eurotiomycetes, Eurotiales, Aspergillaceae. Gene Ontology annotation, cellular component: mitochondrion; cytoplasm. The record is from RefSeq and is a predicted model, not a curated record. Gene Ontology annotation, biological process: prolyl-tRNA aminoacylation. The transcript is spliced from 7 exons.
AUGUUUGUUACUCUCGAAGCCCGUGGCUUGUCAAGAGUACGACGGGCGCCGAUAUUCCGUGUCCAGCAAUGCGGUUUACAUUAUGAUGGACGAACUCGAGUGUCAAAUUUCUGGAUUCCAACUGGUGGAAUAUCCAAAAAACCCGUGGAAGGACAAAAAGAAGAUGCCAAUGAUUUAUUAAUUCGCGCCGGAUUUCUCCGCCAGGCAUACUCUGGUGUUUUCCAUCUUCUCCCGCUUGGGCUGCGAGUGCAGGACAAGCUGGAGCGCCUCAUUGACAAGCACAUGCGCACAUUAGGUGCAUCGAAAGUCUCCCUCUCUUCAUUGUCUUCUCAGGAGCUAUGGGAAAAGUCAGGGCGGUUGAAUGAUAGCUCUGAAGAGGUAUUUCGAUUGCAUGAUCGAAAAGACGCUCGCUUUAUUCUUGCUCCGACUCAUGAGGAGGAAAUUACUACACUCGUCGGGAGCCUCACUACCUCCUACAAAAAUCUUCCUCUGCGGGUGUACCAAAUUUCCCGAAAGUAUCGAGAUGAGGCACGACCGCGUCAAGGUCUUCUUCGUGGCCGUGAAUUUAUUAUGAAGGAUUUAUACACGUUUGACUACAAUGUUCAGGAAGCAUUGAAAACUUACUAUGCAGUUAAGCAAGCCUACACCCAGCUUUUUGAUGAACUCAAAGUGCCAUAUCUGGUUGCUGCCGCCGAUUCGGGAAACAUGGGUGGCAGUCUCAGCCAUGAAUUCCAUUUCAUCAGUUCCAAGGGUGAAGACCGUGUUGUGAGCUGCUCACACUGUGAUCACGUAUACAAUGAGGAACUUGCCGAUGGGAAAACACACAUUUUCAAGGAAUCCGCCGAGUCAAACAGCGUUCCCGGCUUCCAGACCGAAGAUUCUUCAGCCGAAGUCACCCCGACAGUCUCCACCGGUAUGUGGAUGGCUAUCUCACAUGACGGAAACACUCUUUUGCGCGGCUGGUACCCCAAAUUCUCCAUGCAGAACGGGUCUACAGAGCCCGUCGAGCGCCAUGUUAACUCACACGCCGUCAAGGCAAUCGCCACUGCUGCAGGCGUGGACCUCGAUUUAAGUGUGGAGAACCCAUUAGACAAAUGGGUUGCGCGAGUCAAAUCACCUCUGGCGGGUCAGAAACCCCGCGUUCUAGAUCUGUACGACUCACAAGUACGAGUCUACCAGCGUCCACCAUUGAGCGACCUCCUUCAAAAGGCGGAAUGCACUGUCGCUGACAUCGAAUACUCAAUGCUGGACCGGUUCCCCGAGUCAUCUCACAAACUCAGCUUAGUUCGCGUGCACAAUGAAGACAAAUGCUCGCAGUGUCCUGAUGGUCUGCUGACCAGCAACCCAGCUGUCGAGCUUGGACACACAUUCCACCUUGGCACUCGGUAUAGUGAGGUGUUGCAAGCAUCGGUCUCCGUUAACCCUGCCCUAAUUGAUGGGGCGUCGCCGUCAGAUAUCAAAUCGGGCAAGGAGCAAAUUGUACCGAUGCAAAUGGGCUGCCAUGGAAUCGGCGUUUCGCGUAUGGUUUCUGCUGUGGCUAACCGACUAGUUGACUCCAAGGGGCUAAACUGGCCCCGUGCUAUGGCCCCCUAUGAAGUUGUGGUGGUCCCUGGCAAGGGAUUGGAGUCUGUUGCCGAGAAGAUCUAUGAUGGCCUUACUUCACGGGCUACGCCGGUGGACACGCUCCUCGAUGACCGUGACAAGGGAAUGGGCUGGAAACUCGGGGAUGCAGACCUGAUCGGUUACCCCGUCAUCGUGGUUGUGGGCAAUGGGUGGAAGAAGCACCAGACUUUAGAGGUGCAAUGUCGACAACUUGACGUGAAGAAAGAUGUGUCCUUGGACGAACUGCCCGAAUUCGUUGAGAACCUGCUCGCACAGCUGUAA